This is a messenger RNA of Fonsecaea pedrosoi CBS 271.37, 1008 nucleotides long. RefSeq lists its product as uncharacterized. The coding region runs from base 1 to 1008 and encodes 335 amino acids. The transcript has 4 exons. NCBI's taxonomy places the organism in Eukaryota, Fungi, Ascomycota, Eurotiomycetes, Chaetothyriales, Herpotrichiellaceae. The record is from RefSeq and is a predicted model, not a curated record.
AUGUUAGGUAAUGUGGACAAAGUGUUCGAGGAUGUCACGGGUAGCAUCUACGGACUUCCAGGCUUCCAAGUGAUGUCCAUGGAUAGAAAAGUGGUAGCUAUUGCUCUUCUGCAAUGUGUGGAACGAGGACUGGUGACCCUAGACACCAUACCCACGGAUCUACUACCGGAGCUGUCCAGACUACAAGUCCUCAGAGGGUGGACAGAGAAGAACGAACCCAUUCUCGAAGAUCCUCAGAGGCUCCCCACGGUCAGGGAGCUCCUCAGCCAUCAGAGCGGCAUAAGCGUCGACAUUUCAGAGCCCAUGCUCUUAAAAUGGAACGAGUACCAAGGGCGAAAGACGACUUCUCAGAAUCUCAUUUAUCCAAUGAUGUUUUCUCCCAGGGAUGGGUGGGCAUACAGUACUGGGAUGGAUUGGGUCGGCCACCUCAUAUCGAGAUUGAACGGAAAUAUAAGUUUGGGAGACUAUUUCGAGAAAUACAUCUUUGGACCUCUGGGUUUACAGAAUACAACGUUUGAGCCCCUCGAAGACCCAAAAUUCAGAGACCGACUCACUGCUACGCACUUGAGACAGCCGGAGGGCUCGUUGAAGGUGGCUGAUGUGAAUGCAGGCGCACAAUACGCCAAGUCAGGUCAUCACAACGGAGGCGGAGGCCUUUGGAGCACGGCUAGUGAUCUCUGUCAGCUUCUUCGUGGGGUGUUCUUGGAUGAACAUCACUCGGGACUAUUAACCCAUGCCAGCGUCCGCGAAAUUUAUAGGCCAUGCCUGGAUCACCCAGAGUACCUGGGGCAGAGAGUUGAGAAAAUGAAGCAAGAAAAGCCUAUGCACAUCAACAUUCUACCACAAAUUCCGACCGACGUCCCCAAAAGCUUCGGUCUCGGAGUGGCCAUCAACCUUGCCGAUCUGGACACUGGCCUGAGUGCAGGCAGCUUUCAAUGGAGUGGAUUCCCCAAUUGUUACUGGGCAAGUCAUGGAAAAUGCAACAGUCUACAGUGGAAUCGGCGCUGA